Molecule: messenger RNA, 1195 nt
Organism: Corylus avellana
Lineage: Eukaryota; Viridiplantae; Streptophyta; Magnoliopsida; Fagales; Betulaceae
Gene: EXL2
Product: EXORDIUM like 2
Source: RefSeq, a predicted model, not a curated record
UAUCCUCUUCAAGCACAACAACGCCGAGCUUUUACCUUAGCAUUCGACCCUCACUAUGUCGUCUAUUUACCGUUUUGCCAUCCCCUUUGCCCUUCUCUUCUCACUUUGCUGUACCAUCGAGCCCGCAGUGGGCAGUGCCAGGAAGCUUACGGCUCUGGUGCAGGAACAGCCGCUCGUGCUGAAAUAUCACAACGGUGUUCUCCUGAAGGGCAACAUCACCGUUAAUCUGAUCUGGUACGGCCAGUUCACCCCGAUCCAACGGUCCAUUAUCGUGGACUUCAUCCAGUCGCUCAACUCACCGGGGGCAUCACUUCCCUCCGCGUCCUCGUGGUGGAAAACCACUGAGAAGUACAAAGGGGGCUCGUCCACCCUCGUCGUAGGGAAGCAAAUCCUCCACGAGGCCUAUACUCUCGGGAAGUCGCUCAAAACCGCGCACUUGGUCGCUCUGUCCAACAAGGUCAACCAGUUGGGUGCGAUCAAUGUUGUUUUGACGGCCAAGGAUGUCGCCGUCGAUGGGUUUUGCAUGAAUCGGUGUGGGUCACACGGGUCGACUCGGGUGCGUAACGGGAAUGCCCGGGCCGCGUAUGUGUGGGUCGGAAACUCUGAGACUCAGUGCCCGGGUUACUGCGCGUGGCCCUUUCACCAGCCCAUUUAUGGCCCACAGACCCCGCCCUUGGUCUCGCCCAACGGAGACGUCGGAGUUGACGGCAUGAUCAUAAACUUGGCCACAGUUUUGGCUGGCACCGUUACCAACCCGUUUAACAACGGUUACUUCCAGGGCCCGGCUACGGCGCCAUUGGAGGCUGUCUCAGCUUGCACGGGUGUUUUCGGGUCGGGUGCGUAUCCGGGUGACCCUGGUCGGGUCCUGGUGGAUAAGAGCACCGGGGCGAGCUUCAACGCCCACGGGGUGAAUGGGCGCAAGUACCUCUUGCCAGCGAUGUGGGACCCGCAGACAUCUGCUUGCAAAACUCUCGUGUGAACGACGACGAGGCAUCAUAUGUGUCGGAAAUAUGUGUACGCAUGUAAAUACUGAUGUGGCGGGUUCUGUGGGAUGAUAGGGUUGAUAUUUUCUUUGACACUCUUUAAGUUUGUCGUUUUGCGUACGUGUAAAUUUUCUUUUAAGAAAGCGCAAAAACUGUGGAAAUGCGAAAUAAUAAUAAAUACUUUUAUAAAAUCUUAAUGGAGUUGAAACACA